This is a messenger RNA of Penicillium pulvis, 1650 nucleotides long. RefSeq lists its product as uncharacterized. Lineage: Eukaryota; Fungi; Ascomycota; Eurotiomycetes; Eurotiales; Aspergillaceae. Gene Ontology annotation, biological process: mRNA splicing, via spliceosome. Gene Ontology annotation, cellular component: nucleus. The record is from RefSeq and is a predicted model, not a curated record. The transcript has 2 exons. Bases 1 to 1650 code for a protein of 549 amino acids.
AUGAACAACGAGCAGUUCCGACGGCUGCUAGCCGACAACUCCUCAGCAAAGUCUGGAGACAAAUCCUCACCCUCAUCCCGGAAUGCAGGCCCCGGCAGCGCAACACCAGGCGGCGGGCUACUCGGUUCGCGAAUGCGAUCCAGCAUUCCCAUGACCCCGCGCGCAGUAACUGGCGUCGACUUUGCCCGUCAGCUCGCAGAACAGCGCCGCGAAGGAGGAGACCGACCCACAAAACGAUUCAAGUCCUCUGCUGCACCGAAAGGUGCCAAGUUACCAGCCGGAUAUCAAGAUCGCGCACAGCUGCGCAAUGCGAAUGAUGAAGAAGAAGAAGGGGAUGAUAUCUCUAAGCGCAUCAAGGCGCUCGAGGACAUGGUGAAACUAGGCCAAAUUGAUCAGGCCACAUUCGACAAUCUGCGGAAGGAACUUGGAGUCGGUGGUGACACUGGGAGCACGCACAUGGUUAAGGGUCUGGACUAUGCUCUACUACGCCGAGCGCGGGCUGGCGAGGAUGUAUCACAGGCACCCGAGAAACCCGAACCCGCUCCUACGGAUGAAGCGCUUGCCGGCGAAGACGCGGACGAAGCGUUCGAGCGCUUAAUGGAAGAAAAGGGAAUGGAGGAGAUCCAAGCUGCACCGAAAGGAGAAAAGGAGAAGAAGAAAGGCACUAUGGCGCCCCCGCCAGCGCGCAAGAAGACGAGAGACGAGAUUCUACAGGAGUUGAAGAAUAAGCGGGCUGCCGCGAGUGUGCCGGCUCCGCCGCCUGAGUCAGUGUUAGGAGCUAAAUUCAAGAAGCUUGGAGAUAACAAGCCGGAGAAGAAGCGCUUUGUGGAGAUGGAUGAGACUGGGAGGAGAAGGGAGGUUUUGCUUAUCACUGAUGCGGAGGGCAAGACGAAACGGAAAACGCGUUGGCUUGAUAAGCCUGGUGAAUAUGUUAAGCGUGAUGCGAUGCCCAUGCCUGAUAAGGAUGCGAAGCCUCUUGGUAUGGAGGUUCCGGCUGAAGUUGCGGCUAAGAUUGCUGCUAGUGCUGCGCUGAAAGAAGAUGACGAUGGUGAUAUCUUUGCGGAUGUUGGCGCCGAUUAUAACCCUCUUGCUGGUAUUGAAGAUGAAGAUGACUCUUCGUCUGAUGAAGAAGGGGAGGCGAAGGAGGUCAAGGAGGCCAAGGCUGCACGGAAGGAGGAGAAGGCGCCUGCGGAAGAAGGGAACCAGAAACCUGGUGCUGAUGCACCUUCCAAGCCUCGCAACUACUUUGCUACUGCUUCUUCUUCUGCGGCCGCCGAGGAAGAGCCGGAGGAUCGUUCCAAUCCUCUUACGAAGGAUCCCACUAUCCUCGCUGCGCUCAAGCGAGCAGCUGCUCUCCGGCAGGCCUCGCCGUCUGCUGAAGACGAGGGUGAGUCCACCGAGUCCUCCCUGCGGCAAAAGAAGUUUCUCGAGGAAGCUCGACGACGGGAUGCCAUGGAUGCUGCGGAUAUGGAUCUCGGGUUUGGGGGCAGUCGGAAUGAGGACGACGAAGAUGAGGAUGCUGUGCUGCUGGACUUUGAAGAUCGCGGUGCCAAGAAGCGGAAGCGUGGUCCCAAGAAGAAGAAGGGCGACAAGGAUAGUGUGGAUGAUGUGAUGCGUGUGCUGGAGGGACGAAAGAAAGAGUCCGGGUAG